Molecule: messenger RNA, 1432 nt
Organism: Cherax quadricarinatus
Lineage: Eukaryota; Metazoa; Arthropoda; Malacostraca; Decapoda; Parastacidae
Source: RefSeq, a predicted model, not a curated record
UACCAUCAAUAAUAUUAUCAUACACUGCAGAAACUUAAACAAUGCCACAGAAAAUUAAACCAAAUGUGGAGGAGCAGUUAGCACUAUACCGGCUUCAGAAAAAGCAGGAAGAAAAUCGUCGAGCUUUUAAACAGCGUCUAUGGAACAACUUUGUGACAAUCAUCACUUUGGGGACCAGAGCCCAGAGGUCUUCAGAUGGUACACAUGAUAACAGCUCUGAAAUAGGCAGUGUUAAAAUGGACAGUCAAAACAGCAGUAAGGAAGUCAAUUCUAAGGAAAUGCGGAGGAGAACUGGCCAGUCAAGCAAUGUGUCCUCUAGUGCCAGCACAGAUUUCAUUGAUGAAGACCUUCAAACCUCGUCAUUUAUGUUUUAUGCUAAUUACACAACAUUGGAUUGGGUUUCCCUGGGACUGAAAUGUCUGAUGUGGCUUCUGCUCUUCAAAGUAUUCAUACUAAUUGAAUUUGGAGCAGUGUUUUUUAUUUUUAGUGCCUUUAUAUUUAUAUGGUUCACACUGAGAUCUGAGCCAAAGAAAAAAGGUGAAGUAAGUGCCUACUCAGUGUUCAAUCCAGAUUGUAAAGCCAUUGAUGGAUCAUAUACUGCUGAACAGUUUGAACGGGAACUUUUGCAUAAAAUGUAAAAAUGUUUACAAUGGAUAAUAUCAAAAAAUGGCACCUUGUCAGAAAUCGUCUGAAAUGAACUGAAGAACACAGGGUAAAAAUAGUUAUGUUCAUUAGACCACAAAAAGUCAACCAAAUUUUAAUAAAGCCUUUUUUAAUGUCAGAACUCAAAAAUAAUUAAACUUUCUAUUCACUGUAGCUGUCAUUGCUUUUUGAUAUGGAACUGUAUGAGAGAGGGUUGAUGUGAUCCUGUACAAUAUCUGGGCAGAUAUGACAGGCAGUUCAGCAGCCAUUACCUGCCACAACGAUCACUGCAGUCAUCAGUAAAAUGCCAUAUUUUACCAGUCAUGAUAAGAUUUUUUACUAAAUAAGUACAGUGGUACCUUAAGUUACGAACUUAAUUCGUUCCAGAAGGCUGUUCAAGUGCUGAUACCGAAUGAAUUUGUUCCACUAAGGAAUAAUGUAAAUUAGAUUAGUCUGUUUCAGACCCCAGAAAUACACUUACAAAAGUACACUUACAUAAUUGUUCGAGUUGGGAGCUGUUCGAAACUCGAGGUACCACUGUAUGUCCAGAGUACAACUCGCCAUAAUAUUAAUGCAAGCUGUCCAAGAAAACUAGAUAAAAUAGUGAGAAAAGCUUCUCAAGGCUCAGCAUAUGCUGUUGUUACAGAAGGGUUAAGGGUUGUGAUGGCCCAAGGCUUGUUGGGUCCAUCUCACCGAUGUGAAAUUAAUUACCAUAAUAUUUUUUGCUAAUAUAAAUUAGUACAUAUUUAUUAUAAUAAAAUAUUAAAAUAAAAUUAUAAUUUUCCUUGCA